Molecule: messenger RNA, 1536 nt
Organism: Mugil cephalus (flathead mullet)
Lineage: Eukaryota; Metazoa; Chordata; Actinopteri; Mugiliformes; Mugilidae
Gene: tmem186
Product: transmembrane protein 186
Exons: 2
Coding region: 153-887 (244 amino acids)
Cellular component (GO): mitochondrion
Source: RefSeq, a predicted model, not a curated record
AGCAAAAAAAGAAAAGAAAAGGAAAAAUAAAUAAGGACGUCGGCUUUGUUGAGUGCAUCCGGGUCAAAGUGUAACUCCUUCAAGCUAGCUUACAGUUAACACCUUCAAGUUGCAUUUGUCCUCCUCUCGUCCUUGUGUUUGUGUUUUUCUUCAUGAAUUUAUUAUGCUUGCCGCCGGCCAUGGUGAGUCUGCCUUCUCCCAAACUCUUGUACGGCUUUCGCUGUUCUAUCAGGUCAGCGCCGCUACAAAGGUUAACCUCCCAACUCCUCACCUGUACCAGAAGGUCAUGUCUGCUCCGAGGCCAGAAGCCUUUGCAGUGUCGAUCAUUUGGCAAUAAACCAGUCCAGCAGAGCGUCCAUGGAUCCCUUUUACCUAGAAUUACAGCCCUGGUCAGAUACUCAGAUUUGUCCACGCAGAAGUACACUAGGAUCUACACCCUGCCGCACAUUAAUCUCCUCAGAGCUGUGUCCAGGCUCAAACUGCUCCAAACUGCAUUCACUCUGGCCAUCUUGCCCCCAGUGUACAUCUGGUACUUCAUGGGAUCUGCACCCCUCUCGCUUGUAAGCUACACUACUGGGGUCGCGCUAUUUGCCGGUGUCAUGCUGUACACCGCCAGUCACUUCUUCAGGAAGGCUGUCGGGAUGAUGUACCUGGACGAAUCACAAACCACGCUCAAGAUAUCACACCUCACCUUCUGGGGCAAACGCCAGGACGUCUACUUGCCUGUAUCAGAUGUUAUGACCAUUGCUGAUACCGGGGACUCUAUAAAUGAGACCAUAUUGAAACUGAAGACAUACAGCAGUUCACAAACAUGGUAUUUCUCCCCAUAUUUUGGCCGCGUGGUGGACAAAGACAGUUUUGAGAAGGUGUUUGGAAGACUAAAGUGAACCAAAUCCUACUGAAUGUUCUUACGAACCGACUGACACUUCCACCAAGAAUCAAUAUAUAAAUUAGUCCAUAAGUUUAGCCUGUGAUUAGACUGUGAGAAUACAAUUUUUCCAGGUGUGAGCAAGACUGGCCUUCAGAGUGAAACAAUAUGCCCAGUGAUGUGUUUGCAGUGAUAAAAAUAAAUACAUAUGAUAAAUAAUGUUGGUGACUAAAAAAUGACAAACUGCUUGUUAUGCAAUGUUAAAACUGAAUUUAAAUAAGGUUUAGACAUAUUAACAUCAGAUAUUAAGUCACAAAACAUUUUAUUUAUAUUUUUAUUUCACAUAAUAUUCAGAGCCCUUCAUUUUUGUCACUCUUGUUUUUAUUUUCCAGUUGUUCCAGUUGCAGGCUACAUUGAAAUGCCCAUAAACACAAGGUUAAACAUGUUUUUAGAUUAUAGUGCAACUUUACAGUCCUGUCUUACCAAGACCCUUUCUGUUUGCUCAGAAGGACCUGGUGGUUCCACACGUCUUGGAUGGCCUUUGGGAAUACUCUGAACAGUAUGCUCACUUUUUCGUUAACGCUUCCUAAAAGUAGAGCCUUUGCUGUUACUCGUACAGAUGUAGAUGUAAAAUGUAAAUGUUAAUAAAGAUUUGAUUUUAGUGAGAA